Ogataea haglerorum is the source of this 639-nucleotide messenger RNA. RefSeq lists its product as uncharacterized. The transcript has a single exon. NCBI's taxonomy places the organism in Eukaryota, Fungi, Ascomycota, Pichiomycetes, Pichiales, Pichiaceae. The record is from RefSeq and is a predicted model, not a curated record. The coding region runs from base 1 to 639 and encodes 212 amino acids.
AUGUCUUCUUUAGAGGAAUUGAAAAACGAGGUGGAUCAAUUGAAAGAGCUAGUUGCAAGACAAAGCAAAGUUAUUGGCCGCACUGGGGAGCAGCUCCUGAGAUUCCAGGUAAGACAGACUGACAGAGAGCUUAACUCCAUUGAUGUGCCUAGAGUUGGGACCGAUAGCACAACGUCAAAACAUGGACAAAUUGACACAUCGGAAUUUGCCACCAACGAUGACAUUGUUCAGCUCGUGGGCGAGCUGCAAGGUCAGUUGAACAUCUUGGAACAAAGAUCACUCAGGAGAACCAUCAACUCGGGACUUUCGAAAGACACUGAUCUCAUUGCUCCUGUUUUGAACUCCGAUGGUGACGAGCCUCCUGACACAAUUUACCCGAAGACAUUGAAACAGUUCCGCGAGUUGUCAGAUGACUCAGUGCUUGCUCUUUGCCAUUUUUAUGAACUCCUGCCACCAACUUUGGAAGAAGAGGCCAAAUUGCGUGCUUUCAUGGAAGGGAAAAUUAAGUCCCCAAACGUGGAUCCGUCUGAAUUUAAGCCAUCCUCCGUUGACUACUCUAAAGAGGUGCUUGAUAGCUUGUACGACGACCUUGCAAGGUUCUUAGGUUUAAAAUUCAGAAAAACCGAACACGCAUGGUAA